This is a messenger RNA of Clupea harengus (Atlantic herring), 951 nucleotides long. Its product is annotated as C5a anaphylatoxin chemotactic receptor 1-like. The record is from RefSeq and is a predicted model, not a curated record. Gene Ontology annotation, biological process: positive regulation of cytosolic calcium ion concentration; G protein-coupled receptor signaling pathway; calcium-mediated signaling. Gene Ontology annotation, cellular component: external side of plasma membrane; membrane. Gene Ontology annotation, molecular function: C-C chemokine binding; C-C chemokine receptor activity. NCBI's taxonomy places the organism in Eukaryota, Metazoa, Chordata, Actinopteri, Clupeiformes, Clupeidae.
AUGCAGCAGCAGCUCAACAUCUCCAACAUCAGCUCCAUUGUGCAGGCCUCGCUUGAGAUGCAGGUGACCAGUGCCAUGCUGGGUCUCUGCUUUGCCCUUGGGGUGCCAGGGAACCUGGUGGUGGUGGUCGUCCUCAGACGCGGACUGGCGGGAGGAAGCUUCACGCUGUGGCUGAUGCUGAACCUCGCCGUGUCAGACCUGCUCACUCUGCUCACUCUGCCUGUGUGGAUCACCACUCUGCUUCACGGCUGGACUUUAGGCUCGGUGCCCUGCAAACUUCUCUCCUACCUGGUGUACUGGAGCCUCUACACCAGCGUGCUGUGUGUUACUCUUCUUAGCGUGCAGCGCUACGUCCAGGUGCUCUAUCCACAGCGUUGGGCUGAGCUCAAGUCUGUGUGGCGCAGAUCUCUGCUGGGACUCGUGUGGGCUCUUGGAGCCAUUCUGUCAUCUCAUGCUCUGGUUCAAAGAGAAGUGAGAUUGAAGAGGGAUGGGUUUCCCCGCUGCCUGGAACACUACAGGUGGUUUGGGGAGCAGGUGUUCACGCUCCUGAUGGAAAGCCUGCUGCUGUUCGUAGUGCCGUUCUCCAUCCUGGCUUCCCUGUACGCCGCCCUGCACCGAAAGGUCAAGCAGACCACUCGUUCAGGUCACAGAAGAAUGAAGAAGUUGGUGAUCAGCAUCAUUGUGGUGUUCUUCAUCUUCUCCAUUCCAAUACACCUCAACAAUAUGCUUACCAUCGUGGCAGUUUCUUGGGGAUCACAUGACCUCCUGCAGUUGUCAAAGGUCACUGGGGGUAUCAGCGGGGCACUAACCUUCAUCAACAGCUGUGUGAACCCAUUCCUGUAUGCUUUCUCCCAUCGGGCAUUGCGUCAGUCCAAAGCCAAGACUCUGAAUCCUGCACUCAGUCUAAACAGCACAUCUGUGCUAGAGGGAACCAGAUCCUCCACUCUGUAG